This is a messenger RNA of Linepithema humile (Argentine ant), 1423 nucleotides long. RefSeq lists its product as uncharacterized. NCBI's taxonomy places the organism in Eukaryota, Metazoa, Arthropoda, Insecta, Hymenoptera, Formicidae. The record is from RefSeq and is a predicted model, not a curated record.
AAUUAAAAUAGAAUCUGUCACAUCUUAUCUUAUCACAUCGUCGUACAGUUAAACUCGGCAGCAGACUCGAAGUUUCGACCACUUGCUAAUUGUUCUGAUCAUUUGAGUAUACACGUUCCGUUACCAGCAUCUGCCGAGAGCCGGAGUAUAAUUUUUGCAGUCAGUCGUACUUCCAGACAUGAUCAGUGCACUGUUAGUCGGCUGCUUCAUCUUCGUGUCUGUUAUAAACACUCAGACUAUUGACUGGGAUAAAUCCUUGGAAGAAAAUGCAGCUUUGGAGAGUAACUCGUUUAAUUCCAGUUCCAAUCAUCAGGGAAGGUUUUUCCCGUUCUUCAGUGUCGUGCGCUUUGCCAACUCCGAAUGCUUAUCAGGCGCCGAUCAGCUCAAUGGCACAUGCUUCACGAGACGGGAAUGUAUUAAUUACGGAGGUAGUCCUUCCGGAUCGUGCGCUAACGGAUUGGGCACUUGUUGCGUGUUCCAAAAAUCUUGCGGCUCCACCACUAACAUUAACAACACAUACUUCGUAAGCCCGAGAUAUCCCAUUACUUAUCGAGGAGGAGAACGAUGCACGAUUACGGUGCAACGUUGCAAUUCCAACAUUUGUCAGUUGCGGUUGGACUUUUUGGAGGCCACUUGGGCUCAACCCAACGCGACCGGAUUUUGCGAUCUCGAUGUGUUUCUGGUGUCUGGAGGCUCGUCCACGGUGCCGAGAAUAUGCGGAGAAAACACUAACCAGCAUGUAUACGUUGAUUUCAAUGGAGCGACGCCGAUCACGAUAUCCAUCGAUACCAGCGCGGAUUACGCAUUCGAUCGACGGUGGAACAUAAGAAUUCAGCAAAUAGCGUGCGAUUCUGUGUGUAAAGCUCCUAAUGGUUGUUUGCAAUAUUACAAGACUAUCUCCGACACUGUAAUGAGUUUCAACUUUGGUACAACAGAAAAUGUUCGAGCUCCUCAAAUUGGAACGCGGCAGAUGGUGAAUCAUCGUUACGGCGUAUGCGUUAGAAUGGCUUUGGGAUAUUGUAGUAUCGAAUGGUCGCAAGUAGAUAGAUUCUCCUUCUCCGUUUCCGAUGAUACAGGAUCGUCCGAUCCAGACAUAAUAGGUACAGACUUGGUGGCAGAAUCAGGCGCAAACUGUACGAGCGAUUUUGUAAUUAUACCCGAUCCGCUUGAGAAUGGCACUCCUGUCAAUACAGACAGGUUUUGCGGAAAUGGAUUCAUAACUAAAACAUCGAAUUUGAAGCCGUUCGUACUUUAUGUCGUUACAAACGGCGACGAGACGUCACUAAUGAUGAUGACGGACGUCCAAAAUAAAGGUUUCGCACUUAUGUUCCGUCAGCUACCUUGCGCAGCUUAAGUACAUAUUUUUAUGCAUUAGAAGGAAAUAUAUGUAUUACGAAUUCCAAUAGAAAAUAAAUAUGCAUAU